UUUUAAAGUCAGUCAGCACUGAAUCUCCACAUCGCUCUCCUUUUCUUUUUUCCUUUUUUAAAUUCAACGACAUUUCUCCACCAUGAGCUUCAGAAUCCCCAGCACGCAGCAGACACCUUCUGCUCGGAUCUCCAUGACCCGCUCAGCUCCUCAGUACCGAGCUGCCAGUAUCUACGCCGGCGCUGGGGGGCACGGCGCCCGCAUCUCCUCCGCCUCUGCAUCCUCCCUGCGCUCGGGCGCCCCCAUCUCAUCCUCCUCAGGUGGCUUCAAGCUGAGCAGCGCGCUGGGGGGCGGCAGCGCGGGUGCGGGCUUUGGAGGCGCGUCCGCCUCGGCCGGCACAGGUGCUGGCAUCCUGGGCAACGAGAAGGGGGCGAUGCAGAACCUGAACGACAGGCUGGCCAACUACCUGGACACGGUAAGGAACCUGGAGCAGGCCAACAAGAAGCUGGAGGUGAACAUCAGGGAGGCCCUGGAGAAGGGGGGACCUGACACCAGAGACUACAGCAAGUACGAAGCCAUCAUAGAGGAUCUGCGCAGGGAGAUCUUUGAUAAGAUAGUGGACAACGCUCGCUUUGUGCUCCAGAUUGACAACGCCCGUCUUGCAGCUGAUGACUUCAAAGUAAAGUAUGACAACGAGUUGGCGAUCCGGCAGUCUGUGGAGGCUGACAUCGCUGGGCUGAAGAAAGUCCUGGAUGAUACCAACAUGAGCAGGAUGAACAUCGAGAGCGAGAUGGAAGCUGUGAAGGAGGAGCUCGUCUACCUGAGGAGGAACCACGAGGCUGAAGUCAUGGAAAUGAGGAAUCAGAUCUCUCAGUCAGGCGUCCAAGUGGACGUGGACGCUCCUAAAGGCCAGGACCUGUCCCAGGUCAUGGAGGACGUGAGAGCGAACUACGAGAAGAURGCUAUGAAGAACGCAGAAGACCUCAAACGCUGGCAUGAAAARCAGAUUGCAGAUGUGCAGGUCCAGGUWUCGCAGAACACAGAGGCUCUCCAGGGGGCUCAGGCGGAGAAGAGCGACUUAACCAGACAGAUCCAAACCCUGGAAAUUGAACUUGCAUCACAACAGAGCUUAAAAGCCUCUUUAGAGGACACGCUGCACAACACAGAGUAUCGCUACAACAUGGAAAUGGAAAAGUACAACGGCAUCAUUAUGCGGCUGGAGGAAGAACUCGGCAACUUGCGUGCAAACAUACAGCAACAGACGCAGGAGUACGAGGCGCUGCUCAACAUGAAGAUGAAACUAGAGGCUGAGAUCAGCACCUAUAAGGGUCUGCUGGAUGGAGGAGACUUCAGGCUUCAGGAUGCAGUGGAUGAGCUGGAGGCUUUGAGCUAAUUUGCACUAAAAGAAAACCGCUCACAAGACUCAAUGGUGGGAAAGCUGGCCCCAUGACCCAAAAAAAAUGUUUUAUAUCAAGAUCACAUGAACAUUUUGGAGGUUAAAUAAGAAAUAAAGGCACAGUACAUGUCAAUGAAAACAGAAAGUUGAAAAAACAUUCAGUGUCUGACCUGACAAAUAAAUACAAACUGUUGACAUGAA
This is a messenger RNA of Austrofundulus limnaeus, 1537 nucleotides long. Its product is annotated as keratin, type I cytoskeletal 18. Gene Ontology annotation, cellular component: keratin filament; cytoskeleton. Gene Ontology annotation, biological process: intermediate filament cytoskeleton organization. The record is from RefSeq and is a predicted model, not a curated record. NCBI's taxonomy places the organism in Eukaryota, Metazoa, Chordata, Actinopteri, Cyprinodontiformes, Rivulidae. Gene Ontology annotation, molecular function: structural molecule activity. The transcript is spliced from 7 exons. Bases 83 to 1333 code for a protein of 416 amino acids.